Pipistrellus kuhlii (Kuhl's pipistrelle) is the source of this 1969-nucleotide messenger RNA. RefSeq names its product transmembrane protein 181 (gene TMEM181). Bases 152 to 1579 code for a protein of 475 amino acids. The record is from RefSeq and is a predicted model, not a curated record. The transcript has 17 exons. Gene Ontology annotation, molecular function: toxic substance binding. NCBI's taxonomy places the organism in Eukaryota, Metazoa, Chordata, Mammalia, Chiroptera, Vespertilionidae.
UUCCGCGCACGUGACCCGCCGCGCGUCGCGCUCUGACGAGUCGCGGAGCCGCUGCCCGGCCGCUGUGGUUCGGCUGCGCCUGUGGCUGCGCCUGCGGCUGCUGAGCGGCGGGGCGCGGGGCGGGGCGGGGCGGACCCCGGCGCCGGCCGCGAUGGAGCCGCUGGCGCCCAUGCGGCUGUACACGCUCUCCAAGCGCCACUUCGUGCUCGUGUUCAUCGUCUUCUUCGUCUGCUUCGGCCUGACCGUCUUCGUCGGGAUCAAAGGACCCAGAGCGAUCCAGACUUCUGAAGCUAAUUUUUCACUAAAUAAUAGCAAAAAGUUGAAGCCAAUUCUCAUACGUUCGAAUCCGCUGUCCACAUACAAUCAGCAGCUGUGGCUGACGUGUGUUGUUGAGUUGAAUCAAUCAAAAGAAAUGUCUAUGCAGACGAGCUUUCUCAUGACCGUUAAAGUGGAUGGUGUAGCUCUCGAUGGAACCACCAUGUUCAUUCAUAACAAAGUUCACAAUCGCACAAGGACCCUCACGUGUGCAGAGAAGUGUGCGGAGAUCAUCGUCGCCCACCUCAGCUACCUGAACUACACGCAGUACACAGUGACGGUGGGAUUCGAACACCUCAGACUGCCCCUCAAGGACGUGAACUUCACAUGGAAGACUUACGACCCCGCCUUUUCCAAGAUGGAAAUUUGGUUCCGGUUCGUCUUUGUGGUGCUUACCUUCAUUGUCACUUGCCUGUUCGCGCAUUCCCUCCGCAAGUUCUCCAUGCGGGACUGGGGCAUGGAGCACAAGUGGAUGUCCAUCCUCCUGCCGCUGCUGCUGCUCUACAACGACCCCUUCUUCCCCCUCGCCUUCCUGGUGAACAGCUGGGCGCUGGGCACGCUGGACGACCUCUUCCAGUCGCUGUUCCUGUGCGCCCUGCUGCUCUUCUGGCUGUGCGUGUACCAUGGCGUCCGCGUGCAGGGAGAAAGAAAGUGUUUGACCUUCUAUUUGCCUAAAUUCUGCAUUGUCGGACUCCUGUGGUUGGCUUCGGUCACACUAGGAAUAUGGCAGACAGUUAAUGAGUUGCACGAUCCGAUGUACCAGUAUCGCGUUGACACAGGAAAUUUUCAGGGCAUGAAGGUUUUCUUCGUGGUGGUGGCCGCCGUGUACGUCCUGUACCUUUUGUUCCUGGUCGUGCGGGCCUGCUCGGAGCUGCGACACAUGCCGUACGUAGAUCUCAGGUUAAAGUUCUUGACUGCGUUGACCUUUGUAGUGCUUGUCAUUAGCAUCGUCAUCCUUUACUUACGGUUCGGAGCACAAGUAUUACAAGACAAUUUUGUAGCUGAGCUGUCUACUCACUACCAGAAUUCAGCCGAGUUCCUAUCUUUCUACGGCCUGUUGAACUUUUACCUCUACACGCUGGCCUUCGUGUACUCGCCAUCGAAGACCGCCCUGUACGAGUCCCAGCUGAAAGACAACCCUGCCUUCUCCAUGCUCAACGACUCCGACGACGACGUCAUCUACGGGAGCGACUAUGAAGAGAUGCCCCUGCAGAACGGCCAGGCCAUUCGGGCGCAGUACAAGGAGGAGUCCGAGAGCGACUGAGCGCCUGGGUGGCAGGCGUGGGGGCGCCCUGCGGUGCCAGCGCCUCCGCUCCUGCCUGUGCACGGCUGGUCUUCUAAGCAGAGCUUUCUGGGUCCCUGUUUGUUUACACAUUUUUAGAGGAAAACCUAAACUGAGGAAAAUUUUAUCGUUGGGCCAAAUUUAUUGUUAGAGUGGCUGCAUUGGGAAGAAAGGCGCUGACGCAGCCCAGUCCUCUGCCAGAGGCUUCAGGUGAGCGAGAGCUCGUCCUCCGUGGAAGGAAGGAGCGACGCCUGUCUUUGUGAGAAUUAUGUACUUAUUUUAAGAUGAUUUACUGAGUCCACGUUCGUGGGGAGCCCUCUGGAGGCCUCCGCCUGGCAGCGCUCCCCCCCCCCCCCCCCCCCCGCGGUGCGC